UCUGUUAGCCACAACAGCCAAGAUGCGUCGCAGUCUUAUGGUGAUAAGUGUAGCCUUGCUGGCGACGGCGAUGGCUGACAGUGGAUACGGAGGACGCGGAGGAGGUGGUGGAGGAGGCCAUAGCGGAGGACACGGAGGAGGAGGUAGAGGAGGCCAUAACGGAGGAUUCGGAGGACACGGAGGAGGAGGUGGAGGAGGCCAUAACGGAGGAUUCGGAGGAGGUGGCGCAGUCGGCGGUGGAUUCGGAGGAAAUGCUAUUGGAGGAGGAGUCGGCGGUGGAGCUGGUGGAGGUUAUGGCGGCAAUGGUGGAGGAGUAGGAGGAGGCAGCGUGGCUCCUGGAAUUCUCGUUGGAAGCGGAAGCCUCCCAAGUGUUGGCGGAAAUGGUGGCAGUUACGGCGGUGGCAAUGGCGGUGGCAGCGGCGGUUUCGGCGGUGGCAGCGGCGGUUUCGGCGGUGGAAGCGGCGGUUUCGGCGGUGGAAGCGGCGGUUUCGGUGGAGGAAACGGCGGUUUCGGUGGAGGAAACGGCGGUUUCGGAGGUGGAAAUGGUGGUUUCAGCGGUGGAAAUGGUGGAUUUGGUGGUAGUGGUGCUGGAGGUCAUGGAGGUAGCUACGGAAGGAAAUGAAUUGCAUAAAUCACCAAAGUUGACGUUCCCUUUUCAAAAUGGGAAACUGUUUAACGAUUACAAUAAAACUUUUUACUAC
This is a messenger RNA of Penaeus indicus, 701 nucleotides long. RefSeq lists its product as uncharacterized. The transcript is spliced from 2 exons. The record is from RefSeq and is a predicted model, not a curated record. The coding region runs from base 23 to 622 and encodes 199 amino acids. NCBI's taxonomy places the organism in Eukaryota, Metazoa, Arthropoda, Malacostraca, Decapoda, Penaeidae.